Molecule: messenger RNA, 1832 nt
Organism: Theobroma cacao (cacao)
Lineage: Eukaryota; Viridiplantae; Streptophyta; Magnoliopsida; Malvales; Malvaceae
Product: Pleckstrin homology (PH) domain superfamily protein
Biological process (GO): intracellular transport
Source: RefSeq, a predicted model, not a curated record
CCAAAAAAUAAAAAUAAAAAAGAAGGCCCCAUCUCUCUUCAGUAGCCUGAAAAAAAAGCCAUAAACUUUUUUUUUGAACCCUAAACCCCCGCUCCCCUGUUUUCCUUUUUUUUUUAAAUCUUCAUUGAACCGCCAUGAAAGGAGCGAAACGGUUUGCUUUAUCGGGCUCGGUCGCCGAUACCAACGAUUCUGCUUUUCGGAAUAAAAGAAUAAUGGCAGGAUCUCUUUUUGAUGCUCAAAGGGCAGAACCAUCUCAACAGCAGUCAACUGCAACACCACCACUAGACCCACAGCGAGCUGAGUUGUCCCGGCAACAUGUGAAAGCUCUCAACACCCAAUUUGCAAGUUGGGUGCAAUCACAACUGAAGAAUCACCCUGAUGAGCUUUGGGAAGAUGGUGUUCAGGACUACCUAACACAUGCUUCAAACAUUAUGGAGAAGUUCAGUGAUGUUGUCGACUGGCUCAAAGCAUAUGCUGUAAAUAGUGACAGCUUGUCUGUUCCUGAAUCUCAAAAAAGUGGAAGUAAAGUGGUGCCUGAAACUAAGAAUACUGAGAAUAAAUUUUUUCAAGUAAAAACUGGAUUCACUCCAAGCAGCACAACUACAGGCUUUAGUCUAGGCACUACAACCCCGAGCUUUUCUCUAGGCACUACAACCAUGAGCUUUUCUCCAGGCACUACGACCGUGAGCUUUGCUCCAGGUACUACGACUACAAGUCCUACACCAGCUGAUAUGAAUAAAAUAUUUUCUCCCGUGUAUACAAGUGCAAGCUUCACCUCAGCUAGUUCAACUACAAGCUUCACUCCAGCUGGUAUGACUACGAGCUUUAUGGCAGGUGGUUCGAAUUCAAGCUUUACAUUUGGCAGUACAGCCACAAGUUCUACUUCAGCCAGUCCAGCAACUAUCUUUACCUCAUCUGGCAUGACCACGAGCUUUACAGCUCCAAGGAGCUCUGGAGUAUUCUCCAAUAGUCAGACUCCUGUCUUGUUUGGAAGUCAAAGCUCAGUUGCUGUGAACAACAAUGCAUCAGAUGACGCAGAUGAUGAAAAUGAGUUACCUCAGCCUAGCAGCCCAUCGGUGAAGAAGUCAGAGGAGAAGGGUAUUGUCGUUGUUCAUGAAGUCAAAUGCAAGCUUUAUGUCAAGUCAACUGAUCCAGCAGAGAAAGAUUCAUGGAAAGAUAAAGGCACAGGGCAGCUUUCCAUUAAGUGCAAAGAGGGUAUUAGCAAGGGUUCAGCAGAUUCCAAACCAACAAUUGUCGUUCGGAAUGACGUGGGAAAGGUGUUACUUAAUGCUUUGCUAUAUCCAGGGAUCAAGACAAGUGCACAAAAGAAUUCCCUUGUUGCAAUAUUUCAUACUUCGGAUGAUGGUGGCAAUAAUGAUAAAGUUGUGGCACGUACCUUCUUAAUUAGAACAAAAUCAGAGGAGGACCGAAACAAACUGGCUACAGCAAUUCAAGAAUAUGCGCCUGCAUCGUAAAGUAUCUAUAGGUGACAUCAUUUUAUUCCAUCAUCUUGAGCCCUAGCAAAUAUAAUGUAAUCCUGAAUGAGUGCAAUUUUCCUGGAUAUUAUUCCUUCACAUUAUGCCAGGGUCGGCAAUUUUAGGGACUAGCCCAGCUUGCUCUGGCGGCUCCAAAAGCAAGGGGGCCUAUUUUCAUAAUCAGACUUGAUGAGAUUAUUGUAUGCCCACAGGAGUUGUACCAUAAACAGAGAUUACAGUUAUUAUCUUCUGCUGAAAAAUUCUGAGGAACUGUUUCUGUGAUUCCUAUUAAAUCUUUUGGAUGCCCUUUUCAAGCCAGGUGCUGAUGGCUCACUACUGAAACGAAUUUUGUUCCAA